UUAUCGGGUAGUAAUGUAGAUAAUCUGCGUCCUUUUAUCAUAUAAAAGUCGAAGAAUGAAAUCCACCAGUAACAUUCAGCUUCUCUCCAUCGCUAGGAUCAUUCAACUCUUCGAAAUCAUGUACUAUAAGACUGCUCUCUUCGUCCUGGCUCUGGUUGGUGCCAUUGCUGCCCAGCAACAUCACUACGAGCAGUAUCAUCAUGAGGAGGAGCAUCAUGGCCCAGUUCACUACGAGUAUCAUUACGACAUCCAUGACGAUCACACCGGAGAUGUGCAUGGCCAGAAGGAGGAACGCAAGGAUCAUCAGACCCAGGGCGAAUACUACCUGAUCGAUGCCGAUGGCCACAAGCGUACCGUGACCUAUCAUGUGGAUGGCAAGAGCGGAUUCAUCGCUCAGGUUCACCGGGAACCGAUCAAGGGAUACCAACAGCCUCAGGAACAUCAUCAUCAUCAGACUCACAAGGUUGUGGCUGUUCCAGUUCAUCAUGGAUACCAUCAUUAGAAAAUCUUGCGUUUUUUAGUCGGUAGUUAGCUCAAUUUUAUGUACAAACUGAAAUAUAAAUAACAAAUAUCAA
Messenger RNA from Uranotaenia lowii, 575 nucleotides. Its product is annotated as pupal cuticle protein Edg-84A-like. NCBI's taxonomy places the organism in Eukaryota, Metazoa, Arthropoda, Insecta, Diptera, Culicidae. The transcript has 2 exons. The record is from RefSeq and is a predicted model, not a curated record. The coding region runs from base 56 to 502 and encodes 148 amino acids. Gene Ontology annotation, cellular component: extracellular matrix.